AUGACCAUAUCAACAAGAACUCUCGUACAAAUUGCUGGAUGGGGAGGUGUUGUAGUUGGUACCACCGGAAUAUACUUACAAUACCGUUUAAUUGAUAACGUGCGAAGCUACGAUUACUAUAAGAAUGCAUUGAAAAAGUUACGGGCUCAUGCAGGCGCUGUUCAUUACUUAGGAGAACCCAUUAAAGAUAAAAGGUUCAAAUUAACUGACAAGGAAAAUAAUUUUUCAGAUGGCAAAGAUGCUAGAUUCCGUAUACCAGUAACUGGCCCUAAGGAUAAAGGUGUUUAUUAUUUUUGGGCAGUGAGAGAAAAUAACGAGUGGACAAUCACUAGAGCUGAGUUAGAAUUAAAGUCAAAACCAGAAGCUAGACUCAUUAUUGUAAUGUAA
Molecule: messenger RNA, 387 nt
Organism: Manduca sexta (tobacco hornworm)
Lineage: Eukaryota; Metazoa; Arthropoda; Insecta; Lepidoptera; Sphingidae
Product: cytochrome c oxidase assembly factor 1 homolog
Exons: 1
Coding region: 1-387 (128 amino acids)
Biological process (GO): mitochondrial respiratory chain complex I assembly; mitochondrial respiratory chain complex IV assembly
Cellular component (GO): mitochondrial inner membrane
Source: RefSeq, a predicted model, not a curated record